Molecule: messenger RNA, 978 nt
Organism: Trichomonas vaginalis G3
Lineage: Eukaryota; Parabasalia; Trichomonadida; Trichomonadidae
Product: organellar and viral DNA polymerase type B
Exons: 1
Coding region: 1-978 (325 amino acids)
Biological process (GO): DNA replication
Molecular function (GO): DNA-directed DNA polymerase activity; DNA binding; nucleotide binding
Source: RefSeq, a predicted model, not a curated record
AUGUAUGUUGACCAUAUAACAUUACAAGACCUCAUAAAAUAUCAAGGUGUCAAAUGUGAAGUGUUGCAAGGAUACUAUUACGAUGGAAACAGAGAUAUGAGAAUAAGAGAUGAAGUAAAGAAGUUGUUUGAGUUAAGGUUAAAGUAUAAGAAAGAAGAAAACCCCUUACAAGAAAUUAUAAAACUCAUUCUGAACAGCAUUUAUGGCAAAACUAUUCUAUCUCCUAUUGAGUCAAAAAUAACCAUAGUAAAUGACAAAGAUGCUAUAAGAUAUGCUAUAAGAAAUUACAACCAUAUAGUGAAGUUCGAAGGUUUGGAUGGUUCAGAUAAAACUAUUUUCAAGCUAACGAAAAGCAUUUGCAGACACUUUAACUUCUGUCCACUUGGUGUUAAUAUUCUGUCUAUGUCAAAACGUAUUAUGAAUGAAGUAUUCUGUACUGCAGAGGACAUGGGACUUCAAAUCUUUUACCAGGAUACCGACAGUAUGCACUUAUAUAAUGAAGACAUCCCAAAGCUUGCAGCAGAGUUUAAGAAGAGAUAUGGUCGCGAACUUAUAGGAAAGAACCUUGGUCAAUUUCAUAGCGACUUUGCAGAAAUAACACCUGGAAAACAAAGUUUAGCUUAUAAAAGUAUUUUCUGUGGAAAGAAGACCUACAUAGACUUACUCACUAACGAUUUAAAUGAAGUUGCAUUUCACUGCAGAAUGAAAGGCGUGAAGCAAGAUGUUAUUGCUUUAACCGCUAAUGAAAUGUUUCCUGAAGCUAUACAAUGCUAUUACAAUGAAGAUAAGAACAUUCACAUACCUGUUGGAACAUAUGACAAAGACUCUGAGUUCAGUUUAAUGAAACUUUACAAAGCACUUCAUGAUGGUCAAGAGAUUGCAUUCGACUUAUGUAAGUCAUGUCAACCUUGCUUUGCUGAAAAGUUCAACUUUUCAAUAACGACUAAAACAAGCUUUAUUCGUAAGUUGAAGUUCUGA